AUGUGUGAGAUCCAGGUGCCUCCGUCGGACCUGCCGGAAAACCUUGGCAAGUUGCUCGAGGGGGAGGAGGGGGCAGAUGUCACGUUCAAGGUGAAAGGGGUGGUCUUCCAUGCCCACAAGGCCGUGCUCGCGAUCAGGUCACCGGUGUUCAAGGCGGAGCUUUGGGGACCGGUAGGGAAGAAGAACUGGUGCCGCAUAACCGUCCAAGACAUGGAACCCGCAGUUUUCAAGGCGUUGCUUCAUUUCAUCUACACGGACUCACUGCCCGCCGCCGGUGAUCUUGAUGGGGAUGAUUGCAAUGACGACAUGGUUGAAGAUUUACUUGUGGCUGCAGAUAGGUACGCCAUGGAGAGGAUGAAGUUGACAUGUGAGAGCAUCCUUUGCAGGAGAGUUGACGUUGACAAUGUUGCUGCCACUUUAGCUCUAGCUGACCGGCAUUAUUGUUGCAAGCUUAAAGAUGCCUGCAUUCGGUUCAUCAACUCUGGUAACAGAAUUAAGGGUGUUAUGGCAAGCCAGGGAUAUGAGCACCUCAAAAAAACAUGCCCUGCUAUUGUUAUGGAUUUGUUGGAGGAAGCUGCUAAGACUUUAGGAUGCUGA
Messenger RNA from Panicum virgatum (switchgrass), 597 nucleotides. Its product is annotated as BTB/POZ and MATH domain-containing protein 1-like. Gene Ontology annotation, molecular function: protein binding. Lineage: Eukaryota; Viridiplantae; Streptophyta; Magnoliopsida; Poales; Poaceae. Gene Ontology annotation, biological process: protein ubiquitination. The record is from RefSeq and is a predicted model, not a curated record. Bases 1 to 597 code for a protein of 198 amino acids. The transcript has a single exon.